UUAGUACUGCUUUUCCAACCAUUUUCAGGGAAGUGGACACAGAUAGUCGGAGUCUUUGCAUCAUCAGGAAAUGUGAAGGAAAAUAUCCUAUCGAAGAUCAUUAUUGAUGCUAUCCUACAGUGUGAGCAGGCAGGCCUGAAGGUUGACUAUCUCUGUUGUGACGGGGCAGCCUGGAAUCGGAGCAUGUGGAAACGAUUCGGCAUUAAGGCUACAUCCAGCGACAUCAAGUGCUGCGCUCCUCACCCCGUCGACUUGAACAGGUUCCUUUAUUUUGUGUCGGAUUUCCCACACCUGCUCAAGUGUCUGCGAAACAUGCUGCUCAAGUGUGGUUUUGAUACACCACAUGGAAGGAUUCCGCUCUUCGGAGGCAGCUUACAUAGAGGAGUUCCUGAGCUUCUUGAACGUCUGGGAGCAACAUGCAAAAAGUGGCGGGUUCCUGAGCAAGAGUACUGCGGAAGGACUGAGAGUCACCCUCAAGAGCACUACAAGCCUUCUGGAAUACUUAUCAUCUCAUGGCUAUCGCUAUCUGAUGACCGCAAGACUCAGCCAGGACAGUUUGGAACGUGUUUUUGGCAUAAUCAGACAGACAUUUGGACCGAAUGAUCAUCCAACACCAACACAGUUUUUAGUAGCAACAAACUGUUUCAGUUUUUAUAACUUGGCAAAAUCUCCUGUUGGAUGUGCAGUUUCAGAGGGGAUUGUGUCAUCCCUUCUAAGCACCGCAGA
Molecule: messenger RNA, 726 nt
Organism: Ornithodoros turicata
Lineage: Eukaryota; Metazoa; Arthropoda; Arachnida; Ixodida; Argasidae
Exons: 4
Coding region: 184-603 (139 amino acids)
Source: RefSeq, a predicted model, not a curated record